AUGGAUCUCGCAAGCCUCAUCUCCCAUCCGGGUCCUGAUCCUGCCUUGACUGUCAGGUCUCGACCAUCUAAUAGUCCUCCCGCGAUUUAUGCUGGCGCCUUCUAUCCUACAGCGUCGACGACAUCUUAUUCCCACUUCGCACAUGGCCCUCUGUCACCCCCAGUAGAGGACAGGUCCCCGCGCUGCUCUCUUCCCUCGAUCUCUGCGCUUCUUGACAGCGCAGAUGGUGUUUCCACCCAGGCUGCAAAGCGCCAAAGGUUGAGCUCGCCUACCCAGCGCGAGCUGGAUGCUCGAGCUUCAUUUGACAAGGCUCCUCCCGUCCGCCUGCCACCUACUCCCCCACUCCGUCCGGGCUCUGGCUUCCACAGCACCGCUCACUCGCCGUCCACCUCCGUCUCGACCGGGAGCAGCACAAUCAUCAUCAAGACAGAGUACCCGCAACAGCCCGUUACCCUCCCCAGCCCUACGGAUAGAUCGUCGAUUUCAAGCCAAGGGUCUGUUCAACAUGCAUCAGGCGCUGCCUACGCCUCCCCGGCUCCCAGUGCCUCGUCAUAUUCUUCCCCCAUCGAGCCAUCGACGUCCUCCAACCUCUACUACCAGCACCCAGUGUCCUCCAGCACAUACCAGAGCGCAGCCAGCGUACCUCAACCACCCCCGUCGCACCAGCCUAUGAUUUCCCCGGUGACCCCCGCCUGGCAGCACCACCACUACUUCCCUCCGUCCAGCUCCACUCCAUACCAACAAAACCAUGACCGAUACAUCUGCCGUACUUGCCAUAAGGCCUUCUCCCGGCCGUCCAGCCUGCGCAUUCACUCUCACAGCCACACAGGCGAGAAACCUUUCCGCUGCACACACGCCGGUUGCGGCAAGGCCUUUAGCGUGAGAAGCAACAUGAAGCGCCACGAGCGCGGUUGUCACACUGGCCGACCAGUCGCGGCGGCCAUUGUAUAA
Messenger RNA from Aspergillus ochraceoroseus IBT 24754, 951 nucleotides. Its product is annotated as C2H2-type zinc finger protein. Gene Ontology annotation, biological process: regulation of transcription by RNA polymerase II. The record is from RefSeq and is a predicted model, not a curated record. Gene Ontology annotation, cellular component: transcription regulator complex; PcG protein complex. Lineage: Eukaryota; Fungi; Ascomycota; Eurotiomycetes; Eurotiales; Aspergillaceae. Gene Ontology annotation, molecular function: RNA polymerase II cis-regulatory region sequence-specific DNA binding; DNA-binding transcription factor activity, RNA polymerase II-specific. The transcript has 2 exons. Bases 1 to 951 code for a protein of 316 amino acids.